Messenger RNA from Lycium ferocissimum, 2050 nucleotides. RefSeq names its product embryonic protein DC-8-like. Lineage: Eukaryota; Viridiplantae; Streptophyta; Magnoliopsida; Solanales; Solanaceae. The coding region runs from base 106 to 1830 and encodes 574 amino acids. The transcript is spliced from 3 exons. The record is from RefSeq and is a predicted model, not a curated record.
ACCCUUUCGUAAUUCAAAAAAUUGAUAAUAAUUCGUAGUUCGAGAUUGAUCGAGUUGGAAACUAGAAAACAUUUUUAACACUAAUUAGUAAAAAAAAAAAAAAAAAUGGGGAAGAGGACGGCAUUGUUUAUGGUGAUGGUGGUGGGGAUGUUAAGUGUGAGUUGGUGUUGGGGAGAGGAAAAAGCGAAUGUGGCGAAGGAAGAGAUGAGUAACAUAGCCCAGCAGGCUAAGCAAAGUGCUUCUGAAGCCAUGGAUGAUGCUAAAGACAAAACCGCUUCUUGGGCUGAUUGGGUCGCUGGCAAAUUCUCACAGUACCAAGACGAUGCAAAAGAUGAAGCCCAAAGAUUAUCAGAUAGAGCUAAGGAUGCCGCAUCAAAUGCAAGAGAUUCCAUUAAUUCUGCUUCACAUGGAACCCAAAGGUAUGGCUCUCAAAAGGCGAAGGAGAUGGCUGACGUAGCAUCUGACAAAUUCGGUGAUGCUAAAAAUUUUGCAUCCGAGAAAGCCAAUCAAGCAAUGGACACAGCCGCAGAUACCACUAGUCAUGCCAAUGAAAGAGGAAAAGAUAAUGCGUAUGACGCUUAUGCCUAUGCAUCGGAGAAAACUGGCAAAGCCGCAAACACUGCUACCGAUUUUGCCAAACAAAAGGCUGAUGAUGCUUAUGCAUAUGCAUCUGAUAAGGCAGGUCAUGCCACAGACACUGCUUCGGACAUGGCGGCAAACGCCAAAGAAAGUGCCAAACAUAAAGCUUAUGAUGCCAAACAUUUUGCCAAAGAGAAAGCACAUGAUGCUUAUGCUUCCGCUUCUGAUAAGGCAGGUCAAGCCACUAAUGCUGCUUCGGAUAUGGCGGCCGAUGCAAAAGAAAGAGCCAAACAUAAGGCUUAUGAUGCUUCUGAUUUUACCAAAGAGAAGGCGCAUGAUGCUUAUGCCUCCGCAUCUGAUAAGGCGAGUCAAGCUACUAACAUUGCUUCGGACAUGGCAGGUGAUGCCACAGAAAAAGCUAAACACAAGGCUUAUGAUGCAAAUAAUUUUGCCAAAGAGAAAGCUCAUGAUGCUUAUGCCUCCGCAUCUGAAAAGGCAGGUCGAGCCACUAACAUUGCUUCAGACAUGGCCGCCGAUGCCAAAGAAAGCGCCAAACAUAAAGCUUAUGGUGCCAGAGAUUUUGCUUUUGAGAAGGCACAUGAUUCGGUGAAUGCUGCUUCCGAGAUGGGCAGCGCAGCUAAAGAGAAGGUUAAGGAUAAAGCUAACGAUGCCUAUGCUUAUGCCACAGAUAAAGCAGGUGAUGCCAAGGAAAUAGGGAAAAACAAAGCGUAUGAUGCUUACGGAUAUGCAUCUGACAAGAUGAACCAAGCGAAGGACGAGGCUUCUAAUAUUGCUGGCGAUUCAAAAGAUACCAUGAAGGACAAAGCAUCAGAUGCCUAUGGUUAUGCUACUGAUAAAGUAAGCGAUGCCAAAGAAAUCGGGAAAGACAAAGUGUAUGACGCUUAUGGAUUUGUAUCUGACAAGUUGAACCGAGCAAGGGAUGCGGCUUCAAACCUUGCUGGUAAUUCAAAAGACACUAUGAAAGAUAAAGCCUCGGAUGCCUAUGACUUUGCCUCUGGUAAAGCAGAUCAAACCAUAAGAAUGGCUACCGAUAGAGCCCAUGAUGCGAGAGAGAAAGCUUAUGAUGACUACGAGGGGGCCAAAUCAAAGGCGCAUGAAACCUACAACACUGCCAAGAACACGAUGAAUGAACAAGCAAAGGAUAAAUAUGAAGCAGCCAAAGAGAAGGCUUCGGCAGCUGCAGGUAACGUUGGAGCAAAAAUGAGAAGUGCGAGUGGCAAAGAAUUAUGAGCAAUUAGUAGUAUAACAGCCCCUGAAUGGAAAUCUUGCUUGGAAAGAGGUUCCUCAUUGAAAUGAUUUUCCAUCCGGUGAGUGGCUUAGAUUUUUACUAUUAUAUUGUUUUUUCCUGUUGUUACGUAUUCUUUUUGUAGGGCGGAUGAAGUUCUUGAUGAACUCAAUUCUGUAAGGUCUUAGCUUAAUUAAUAAAGAGAAUGACGACGCUUAUUAUGCA